AUGAAGAAUGUGAUGAGCUUCUAUGCAAUCAAGAACCAUUUUCAAUAUAAGGUAACAAAGUUUUGCGGAAAAGAAUAUAGUCUGAAUUGUCUAGAUGAUAACUGCAAGUGGAAAUUUAAAGCAUCAAAAAAGGGAAACACAAACAUAUUUAUAGUAAGAAAAUUCAACGAUAUACACAAUUGUUCUUUAGAGAACAGAUUGCAUGCUCAGCGACAAGCAACUACUGUCGUAAUUGGAGAGUGUAUCAAAGUGAAAUAUUUGAGUAUCAAAACAGUAUAUACUCCAGCAGAUAUAUUAAGAGAUAUGAAAGAAGAAUACGGCAUCACUAUGAACUAUCAGAAGAUAACAAACCCUGGAUCAGUUGCUGAAAUAAAAGCACGGGAUGAUAACAGGUUUGAAUAUGCAUUUAUGGCUCUUGACGCAUCAAUUAAAGGGUGGAAAUAUUGUAGACCUGUGAUGGUUGUUGAUGGAACCUUUCUGAAAUCCACAUAUGGUGGAACAAUGCUCACUGCAAUAGCACAAAACGCUUCCGGUAAGCUGUUUCCACUUGCAUUUUGUAUAGCUGAUUCAGAGAACAAUGCUUCUUGGGAAUGGUUUUUUGUUAAAAUAAAGCAAGCAUUUGGUGUAAGAGAGGGUCUAACUAUCAUUUCAAAUAGAUGUGAUAGUAUAGCAAACACAAUUAACGAAGUGUACCCAGAAGCAACCCAUGGAAUAUGCAUGUUCCAUUUGUUCAACAUUUUAAAAACAAAAUUCAAAAGAAAUGCGAGAAACAUUAAAGAUUCAUUUUUUGGGGCUGCUAGAUCAUACACAAAGGAUAGGUUUGAAUACCACAUGAGCGAGCUUGACGAAGAAAAUAAAAGUAUUCGUCCUUAUCUUGAAAGUGUGGGAUAUGAGAAAUGGACAAGAGCAUUUUGCGAGUCCAAUAGAUACUCAGUAAUGACUUCAAACCUAGCUGAAUCGUUCAACGCAGCUACUAAGGCAGCAAGGGAACUACCGAUAGCAACAUUGCUAGAGUAUUUACGCAGUUUGACGCAACAAUGGAGUGUUACAAAUAGAAGCAUAGGCGAAGCAACAUUCAUAAAAAUUUCAAGACAAGCAGAAGCAAUGCUAGAAGAAAACACAAUUCAAUCCUUAAAACUAUCUAUUUCAAGUACACGAGAUAUAUUGCCCGCAUGCAAUUGCAGUAGUAAAAGAACUUCAUCGAAACACUUAUCGAUACUGCUUAGCUUACUAUACCAAAGAGACUAUGUUUGCGACAUACAAGGAAACAGUAAUACCCAAUUCCUGGUUCAAGAACAUGGAACAUACCUGAUGAAGCGAAAGAAGUUAUCAUUUUGCCACCUCAAGGAAAGAUUCAGCCUGGAAGACCAAAAAAGAGUAGAUACAGAGGAGAAUGGGAGUUCAAGCAGCAAAAUAAUUGCGGUAAAUAUAGAAAGAAAUGGCAUAAUAAGAAGACAUGUAGAAAUUUGCCAAUAUGAAAUUGUUUAG
Mercurialis annua (annual mercury) is the source of this 1488-nucleotide messenger RNA. RefSeq lists its product as uncharacterized. The coding region runs from base 1 to 1488 and encodes 495 amino acids. The transcript has 3 exons. NCBI's taxonomy places the organism in Eukaryota, Viridiplantae, Streptophyta, Magnoliopsida, Malpighiales, Euphorbiaceae. The record is from RefSeq and is a predicted model, not a curated record.